Molecule: messenger RNA, 1968 nt
Organism: Torulaspora globosa
Lineage: Eukaryota; Fungi; Ascomycota; Saccharomycetes; Saccharomycetales; Saccharomycetaceae
Gene: MAE1
Product: malate dehydrogenase (oxaloacetate-decarboxylating)
Exons: 1
Coding region: 1-1968 (655 amino acids)
Biological process (GO): pyruvate metabolic process; malate metabolic process
Cellular component (GO): mitochondrion
Molecular function (GO): NAD binding; malate dehydrogenase (decarboxylating) (NAD+) activity
Source: RefSeq, a predicted model, not a curated record
AUGAUGAUGAGAUCGAGAGCAUCUAUCGACGUCGCGCAAAUUAUAGCACGUCAUUCGCGCGGUCGUUUAUAUGCCCGUCUAUAUUCGUCCAGUACGAAGCCUACUCUAGCCACGACCACUAGAGAUACGACUUUCCAAAAAACUUAUGAUGAUGCCAAUGUUCAAAAAAUACCAGUCGGGUCUACAGCCAAAAAGCUUUUCGGCAAGCCUAAGAAGACGCGUCUUUCCGUCGAUGGACCUAUUGAAUGUCCCUUGGAGAGCUUCCAGCUCCUAAACUCUCCGCUUUUCAACAAGGGCUCGGCUUUCACUCAAGAGGAGAGAGAGGCUUUCAAUUUGGACGCUUUGCUUCCACCUCAGGUAAACACCCUGGACGAGCAAGUUGAGAGAGCAUACAAGCAAUUGUGUUACUUAAAGACACCUCUAGCAAAGAAUGAUUUCAUGACCUCUAUGCGUGUGCAAAACAAAGUUCUGUAUUUUGCGUUAGUUAGAAAACACAUCAGAGAAUUGGUGCCGAUCAUUUACACUCCAACCGAAGGUGACGCUAUCGCAGCUUACUCUCAUAGAUUCAGGAGACCCGAAGGUAUCUUCUUGGAUAUCACCGAACCGCAGUCUGUGGAACGUAGGAUGGCCGUCUAUGGUGGUGACAAGGACGUUGACUACAUCGUUGUUUCCGAUUCGGAAGGUAUCUUGGGGAUUGGCGACCAAGGUAUUGGUGGUAUCCGUAUCGCUAUUUCCAAGUUGGCGUUGAUGACGCUCUGCGGUGGUAUUCACCCGGGCCGUGUCAUGCCCGUAUGCCUGGACGUUGGUACCAACAAUAAGAAGCUGGCGAGAGAUGAAUUGUACAUGGGCAACAGAUUUAGCAGAGUCAGGGGAAAACAGUACGACGAGUUAGUCGACAAAUUCAUCCAAGCAGUUAAGAAGAGAUUCCCUAAUGCUGUCCUCCAUUUCGAAGAUUUCGGUGUUAAGAACGCCAGAAGAAUCUUGGAUAAAUAUCGUAGCGAGCUUCCUUGUUUCAAUGACGAUAUUCAGGGAACCGGGGCUGUGGUGAUGGCCUCUUUAAUCGCUGCUCUGAAACACACCAAGAGAGACUUGAAGGACACAACUGUGAUAGUGUAUGGUGCCGGUUCUGCUGGCCUGGGCAUUGCCGACCAAAUCGUGAGCCAUAUGGUCACUCAUGGUCUAUCGAAGGAGGAGGCCCGCAGUAAGAUCUACCUGAUGGACAGACGUGGGUUGAUCACGCAAUCUCUAGAAGCUGGGUCGACGAAAGCGCAACAUCUUUACGCUAAACCGGAUGAAGACUGGGCUGGCGUCAACACCAGGUCUUUGCUGGAUGUCGUCUCGCGCGUCAAGCCAACUUGUCUGAUCGGCUGUUCUACCCAAGCUGGCGCUUUCAACAAAUCUAUCGUUCAAGAGAUGUACAAGCACAACCCAAGACCAAUCAUUUUUCCAUUAUCAAACCCAACAAGACUACAUGAAGCCGUUCCAGAAGAUCUGUUGAACUGGACAGACAACAAUGCGUUGGUUGCUACAGGUUCACCUUUCCCACCUGUGAACGGUUACCGUAUCUCAGAGAACAACAACUGUUUCUCGUUCCCAGGUAUCGGUCUAGGUGCCGUGCUAUCUCGUGCCAAGAUCAUUUCCGAUACUAUGAUCUCCGCGGCCGUGGACCAGUUGGCGGCUCUAUCGCCAUUGGAAGAGGGUAACUCGAAGCCUGGUUUACUGCCUCCAUUGGAAGUGAUCCAAGAUACGUCCUCCAAGGUUGCCACCGCAGUGAUCCUGCAGGCUUUGAAGGAAGGUUCUGCCCGUAUUGAAGAGGAAGAUGUACCGGGACAACCAGGUAAGAAAGUACAAGUACCCCGUGACUUCAACGAGUGUCUAGCAUGGGUCAAGAAUCAAAUGUGGGAACCAGUUUAUAGACCAAUGAUCAAAGUUGAUCAUGACCCAUCGAUUCAUACCCAUCAGAUUUAA